GAGGAGGAGGAGGAGGAAGAAGAAGAAGAAGAAGAAGAAGAAGAAGAAGAAGAAGAAGAAGAAGAAGAAGACGACCACCCACUUGUGUCUUCCCAAUAUCACAGACACUCCUCGCCGGGGCGAGGAGAGGAGCUCUCUCUCGACCGUCGCCGGCCGGCGCCAUGGACGCGUCGAUCGAAGACCCGAGGCUGUCGACGUCGGUGGAGGUGGUGUUCGCGAAGCAGCCGCUGCCGGAGCUCGGGGCGCAGGUGACGCUGAGGUCCAUGGCGCUCUCGGUGGUGCUCGGCGUCGUCUUCUGCUUCGUCGGCCUGAGGAUCCAGGUGACGGCCGGGAUCGUGCCGGCGCUCAACAUGCCCAUCACCGUGCUCAGCUUCUUCCUCCUCAAGUGCUCCGUCAGGCUGCUGCACAAGGGGGGCCUCACCACGCUGCCCUUCACGCGCCAGGAGAACAUGUUCCUCAUGACCUGCGUCGUCACCUGCCUUAACCUCACCGUCACUGGUGGGUUUGCAACCUCUCUCAUUGGAAUGACCUCUAUAGUGGCAAAAACACUUUCUGAUGAUCCAGAUCCAAGAGAUGUUGUUGACAAUGUACCAACAACGAAAUGGAUAUUAUACUUUUUCCUUAUUGGUCUGGCAGGGGUAUUUGCUAAUAUACCAUUUACCCAGGUCAUGAUUAUCGACUACAACUUACUAUUCCCAACAGGAACGGUCAUAGGACAACUUAUUAAUAGCUUUCACACUCCUGAAGGAGCUUAUGUGGCAAAACUGCAGGUUAUGGCUAUUUUCAAAGCAUUUUUUGGUAGUUUUACUUGGUCUGUGUUCCAAUGGUUCUAUACCUCAGGCAAUGGUUGUGGAUUUCAGAACUUUCCAUCGUUUGGACUAGGAUUAUAUAAACGCAGGUUCUACUUUGAUUUCUCUGCAUUAUAUGUUGGUCUAGGAAUGAUUUGCCCACUAAUGGUAAAUCUUGGGUUACUGUUUGGAGCUAUUGUGUCUUGGGGAUUCUUAUAUCCUUUCCUUGAAACUAAACAAGGACAGUGGUAUGAAACCGAAAGCCCUUCGAGUUUGAAAGGAUUAAAUGGAUACAAGGUGUUCAUCACCGUGGCACUGAUCGUGACUGACGGGUUGAUAAACUUUGUGACGCUCAUCACUUCAGCCGCCAUAAACUUCUACCAGAUGAGGCAAGAAGGUGACACGUCGGGGCUAGCCAACUACAUAAACAAGCUGCACCCCAGCCUCAACUAUGACGAGCGCAAGAGGAUCGAGGUGUUCAUGGCCAGCCGGAUCCCGAUCGCCGGCCCGGUGGCGGCCUACGUCGCGUGCGCCGCCGUCACCGCCGUCGCCGUGCCGGCGAUGUUCAGCCAGAUCCGGUUCUACCACAUCGCCGCGCUGUACACGGCCAUGCCGGUGAUAGUCUUCUGCAACACCUACGCGACGGGGCUCACCGACUGGUCGGUGGCGCCGACGUACGCCAAGUUCAUGGUGUUCGUCAUCGCGGCGUGGAUCGGGCGCCCCGGCGCCGUGGUGGCCAGCCUCCUGGCGAGCGGGAUGACCAUGGGGACGCUCCACAUCUCGUCGCAGGCGAUGCAGGACCUCAAGUCGGGGCACAUGACGCUGGCGUCGCCGCGCGCCAUGGUCGCCGGGCAGCUCUUCGGCGUGGCGCUCAGCGCCGUGGCGGCGCCGUGCAUCUUCCUGGCGUUCCAGAGCUCGGCGAGGCCCGGCGCGCCGGUGGGGUCGAAGGAGUCGAGCUACCCGUGCCCCUACGCGGGGCUGUACCGCGCCAUCGGCAUCAUCGGCAUGGGAGGGGUGAAGGAGCUCCCCAAGUACUGCCUGGAGUUCUGCCUCGCCUCCGUCUGCGUCACCGUCGCCAUCGACGCCCUCGUGCUGGUCUCGCAGAUGAAGGGGUGGAGCGUCCACAGGUACAUCCCCAGCAUGACCGUCAUCGCUCUGCCCUUCUUCGCGGGGCCCUUCUUCACCAUCGACAUGUGCAUCGGGAGCCUGCUGCUGCACCUCUGGAAGAGGAUGGAGGGCAGCAGCGCCGCGCUGCUGUCGUCGUCCGUCGCCGCCGGCCUGAUGUGCGGGGAAGGGCUCUUCACGCUGCCGUCGGCGAUGCUCAACAUGUUCAAGGUGCAGCCGCCGAUGUGCAUGAAGUUCUUGGCCGGUGGGCAGGAAGUCGAGGUGGUGGACUCUUUCUUGAACAGUUCCAAGACAUGAUAGAUAGAUGCACUCAGAUAUACUACUAAUUAAUUAUUAUCUUUGUAAAUAAUGAUGCACAUAUUUUAAAUAUGUCAUGGAGCAUAUAUAUAUAACAUGUGAGCGAGCUUAAUUGGUUUGCAACAUGUAAGAGAUGCAUGAUAUAGUUCAGUUCCACGGUAUUAAGUUCUAAAAUGAAAGGCAUUAUAUAUUUCACAAAUUUCAAUCACUGUCAUCUGAUAGGCACUAUU
Molecule: messenger RNA, 2440 nt
Organism: Oryza brachyantha (malo sina)
Lineage: Eukaryota; Viridiplantae; Streptophyta; Magnoliopsida; Poales; Poaceae
Product: probable metal-nicotianamine transporter YSL3
Exons: 6
Coding region: 162-2210 (682 amino acids)
Cellular component (GO): membrane
Molecular function (GO): oligopeptide transmembrane transporter activity
Source: RefSeq, a predicted model, not a curated record